AUGCGCCGCCUCCCGGCCCUGUUCGCGCUGCUCUUCGCAGCCCUGCUGGGCGCCAGCGGCGAUAUCAUCUCGGACGAGGACUGUUUCGCCGAAAGCGCCGAGCGCGCCAUCGACAAACUAUCGCAAUCUGGAAACCCAGACUUCUUGGAGGAAGUCAAGGCCUUCAAACACAGCCCGUUUCUGCUCGCGGUGCGCUACUGCCUCGGCCCGGAGGCGUCAAAUUCGAGCCAGGACUUCGUCUCCUGCAUUCUGUCGUUCAGCUCAUGCUCCCGCGGGGGCAUGGAGGUAGUGGACUGGGAACUCUGCGCCUGUGACACCUUCUACUGCAUUAUGCGGGAGUGCGCUCAGCGGUGGCUGGAGGACAUGGGCAUCUCGGACCUUUCCUGCAUCAAGCCGUGCCUCGAGAACAACUCUAACUGUAUCGUGCGCCAAACCGGUGCCCUGGGCAGGUUGGCGUUACCCCCGGUGAAGGAGAGACGUGGUCCAAACCCCUAUGAGACAACACCGAUAACUUAA
This is a messenger RNA of Babesia bigemina, 516 nucleotides long. RefSeq lists its product as hypothetical. The transcript is spliced from 2 exons. Lineage: Eukaryota; Apicomplexa; Aconoidasida; Piroplasmida; Babesiidae. The record is from RefSeq and is a predicted model, not a curated record. The coding region runs from base 1 to 516 and encodes 171 amino acids.